This is a messenger RNA of Cladocopium goreaui, 1602 nucleotides long. NCBI's taxonomy places the organism in Eukaryota, Dinophyceae, Suessiales, Symbiodiniaceae. The record is from the annotation of a GenBank genome assembly.
AUGAUUUUCAUCACACUCCCAGGCCAAUCGUCCCUCAGUUUUCCAAGCGUGCCAGGUUUUUUAGCCUUUUGCAUUUUGUUACCGGUGCACUGCAGCCGUCAGAGCAGCUACAGCUAUGCCCAAAUCCUCGCUGAGAGCAGUUCCGUGCCCAAAGUGAUCUAUGACGCCUUGCGCGAAGCGGGAGCACUGGUGCAGACGCACUUGGAAACCUUGCAGGAAGCCGAGCGCCUAGCGGAGCAGCGGCAAGCUGAUUCCAGCGCCAGGAUCGACGAGAAGACGCAGGCGAUGAAGGCGAUGCAGACGCAGAUGGACUUUGUCGCAACCAAGGCCAAGGCCACGCGCGAUCUGAUGCUCCAAGUGGAUACGGCGGCGGCAAAGCACUCCAAAGCAGGUGAAGAUCACCAGAAGUCCAUCACGGAGUUCGGCAAGGCGAGCGAUGCCUUGGAGGAAAUGGCCAAGAAGGUGACCCUCAAAGAGCAAAAACUUCGAGACAUCUUCGGUGACUACAAGAGAGAACUUGGAGACUUGAAGUCUCAAUGGGACAAGAUGAGUCAGGAGAGGGACCAAGCCGAGGCAGAGAUGAAGGAUCUGAAGACGCAGGCCAUGUCUGCGGGGAAGUUCAAGACUAGCGUGCAAGAGGAGCAGGCCAAAGUCGAAAGGGACAUGCAACUUGCACAACAGGAGCUCCAGGGGAUGCGCCGCGAGUUGGAGACCGCGGUGAGCGCCGCCACGGUGGCCGAGGCGCAGGAGGCGCAGGCGGUGAACGAGGCGCGCGAGGCCGACGGACGCGUGGAGGUGGCCAAGAAGACCAGAGCAUAUCUGAUGAAAAUCCGACGAGCUGUGCAAGCUUACUAUGGCAGCAUUGAUGAGCUCGAAAGCGCGGUAGAUGGCAAGGCAAAUGUGGAGCUUAAGGAGGUUCCCGAAGCCAAGAUGGUCUUGGAAAAGUACAACUUGAUGCUGAGCGCCUUUGGAGAUUUGCACGCCUAUGAUGCGGAGGUCUACGAGAAGGUCACGGCCGCCAAAGAGGAAGUGAAGAAUAAUGCCUUCGCACAGCUUCGCUUCAUCUGUGAUAUGCUGGGCAUUUCGACCUCGGAGGAAGGGCAUUGCCUGACCGGCCUUUGGAAGACUUUUGGCAUGGCCAAGUUGCAGUUCCCCGACGAAGAAGUGGAGAAAGCACCGGAAGCGCCGGAGGAGAUUGAAGACGUGAUCCCGGACGAGCCGUUGGAGGAACUGGAAGAAGAAGAAGACGACGACAUGGACAUAGAGACGCCCCAGGAACCGGAAGCAAAACACGACGCCAUGGACAUAGAGACGCCCCAGGAACUGGAAGCAAAACACGACGACAUGGAUAUAGAGACGCCCCAGGAACCGGAAGAAGAAGACGACGACAUGGACAUAGACACGCCCCAGGAACCGGAAGCAAGACACGACGCCAUGGACAUAGAGACGCCCCAGGAACUGGAAGCAAAACACGACGCCAUGGACAUAGAGACGCCCCAGGAACCGGAAGAAGAAGACGACGACAUGGACAUGGAGACGCCCCAGGAACCGGAAGAAGAAGACGACGACAUGGACAUAGAGACGCAUGGUUUUAAGGGUUGA